UAGUGCAAUUUGUUUCAUCCUUUUAAAAAAAAAAGAAGUUUUAAAGCGAAAAGUUCCGUUUGAGGCGUGUCAGAGUAACUUAUCCGUCGAUGAGGAAGAAAUUACACAGUAAUAUUCCGGGAGGAAGGGGCUGAUGACGUCUGAGGCAUACUUAAUGGGACUUAUUGAAAAAAGGGCAAGAGUCUCCAUUCAUGGAUAAAAAUCGGAGGGAACUGGAGGGGGGGUGAAAGUUGAGCAAAAAAAGGACAUGUGGACGAACGAAUAGGCCGUGCACGACCAAUCUCACCGACUAUUUUUUUUGUCCGCAAAAAGGCUAUUCUUUGUUUUGUUGUUUGUUUGUUUUUAGCAGCUACUUAUUGUAUAAAAGUCAAAGGCGGUUGAUCAGGACGAGCCCAUCAGGAAACGGCGUUUCAGAGAAGAGGUGCCGUGAGAAAGAUUACCUCGUCUCUCUUUCUCUCUCUCUCUCUCUCUCCCUCUCUCUCUCUCUCUCUCUCUCUCUCACACACACACACACGCUCAGCAGCCGCACCCGAAGCGCGUCCCGCAGCCUCGCUCUCUGUUCAACCUGCCGUAGCAUGGCCAAAUCUAGUAGAGCUACUUUGGCUCUGCUCAUCUACGGGAUCUUAAUGCGCUACAGCGCCCAAUGCACACCCAUCGGAAUGGGCUUCCCCAACAUGAGGCUAGAAAACGACGUGUUUGGGGACGAGGGAAACUCGUUAAGUGAGCUCUCCUAUGAGCCGGACACGAUGAGCGCGCGCAGUGCUCCAGCCCUCCCGGAGGACGCGUACACACUGUAUUACCCUCCCGAGAGAAGAGCCGAAACGCAUGCAGACGGAUUGUUAGAUAGAGCCUUGAGGGACAUCCUGGUUCAGUUAUCAGCCCGAAAAUAUCUGCAUUCUCUGACGGCAGUUCGUGUAGGUGAGGAAGAAGAGGACGAGGAAGACUCGGAGCCACUGUCGAAGCGCCACUCGGACGGCAUUUUCACGGACAGCUACAGCCGCUACCGGAAACAAAUGGCCGUAAAAAAAUACCUUGCAGCAGUGCUGGGAAGAAGGUACAGACAGAGGUUUAGAAACAAAGGACGCCGCUUUGCUUAUUUGUAGCGCGCACGCGCGCGCGCGCGAGAGAGAGAAUAGAGCAACUGCCCUCCCUUGUGUCCAUUCAAUCAUACAGUCAAAAAGUCAUUCUAACUUAAAACUGAGCAGUCGGUGGAUCUCGCCUGUGUUCUUUUAAACAUGUAUUUUAUGUACGAAGUCAAGCCAUUAAAAAUAUUUUAGUAAGAACAUGUUUUUUUUGUUCCUUUUUUUGUACAAAAGCACUUGAGACCGCACAGUUCUACUUUGUGGACCAAUC
Molecule: messenger RNA, 1353 nt
Organism: Ictalurus furcatus (blue catfish)
Lineage: Eukaryota; Metazoa; Chordata; Actinopteri; Siluriformes; Ictaluridae
Gene: adcyap1b
Product: adenylate cyclase activating polypeptide 1b
Exons: 5
Coding region: 576-1103 (175 amino acids)
Biological process (GO): neuropeptide signaling pathway; positive regulation of protein kinase activity; positive regulation of ERK1 and ERK2 cascade
Cellular component (GO): extracellular region; perikaryon; neuron projection
Molecular function (GO): pituitary adenylate cyclase activating polypeptide activity; neuropeptide hormone activity; peptide hormone receptor binding
Source: RefSeq, a predicted model, not a curated record